UGCGUGCGUCAGCAGAAUGAAGAAGAGAUCAGUGGUGUUCGUCCUUAUCGACGGUCUGGCCGAUGUGUCGCUGCUAGAGCUAGAUCAGAAGACGCCACUAAAGGCGGCACAUACUCCUGCCAUGGAUGCUAUCGCCCAUGGAGGUCUAACAGGCCUCAUGGACCCCGUGGAGCCUGGUUACGCUUGUGGAAGCGACACAGCCCACAUGUCCAUCCUAGGUUACAAUCCCAUCGUUCACUACCGUGGACGUGGAUCCUUUGAAGCGAUGGGCGCUGGACUGCCGAUGAGCAAGGGUGACGUCGCGUUCAAGUGUAAUUUCGCCACUGUGGAGGAGAAUGAAGACGGUCAAUUGAUCGUUGAAAGGCGACGUGUGGACCGCAACUUCCCCGCUUGGGGGAUUGAUCUCUGCAGCUUCUUGAACGGUCUGACCCUCCCCGAGUUCCCAGGCCUUGUAGUGGCUACAAAAUACGCCACGGAACACCGUUGCGGAAUUGUUUUUAAAGGGCCCGGACUAAGUGACAAAAUAGCGGGCACCGACCCGCUGAAGGACCACUUGCCUCUGGUCAAGUCAGAGCCACUGAACGACACGCCGGAGGCUGCUUACUCGAGCAAGGUGCUGAACGCAGUAUCCAAUGCCAUUCACGAACGACUGGCGAAUCACCCGAUCAAUAAGACUCGUGAGGCAGAGGGCAAGCCACCUGCAAAUGUGGUUCUUCUCCGUGGCCCUGGUGAACGAAUUGAUGUCCCAACGUUCACUGAGAUGCAUGGGUUGACUCCUUUCAUGAUCGCCCCGACUUGCAUCAUCGCUGGUCUGGGCAUGUCGUUGGGCUUUGAGAUCGUGUCUGCUCCUGGUGCCACAGGAGACUACCACACAAAUCUGCGUUCAAAGGCUGAUACGGCGCUGGAAGUGUUGCUAGAUGGCGAGUUCGACUUUGGCUUUGUUCACGUCAAGGCAGUGGACGAUGCCGGUCACGACCGCGACGUAGCGAAGAAAGUGCACUUUACUGAACGCGCAGACGAGAUGAUCUCUCUGCUGUUGGAAGGUAUUCACGCUGACUGUGGCGAGGAGGCCAACGAGGUGACCAUCGUCGUCACUGGAGACCACACGACACCUGUCAAGUAUGGAGAUCACACGUUUGAGCCAGUGCCGUUCGCUAUUGCACGUGCUGGUGUUGCGUACGAGAGGUUGCAGCACUUUAAAACUGCUGGUAAGCAGGAAAAUGCUUCCACUGGUCCAUUGACGGACGAGGUGACGCAAUUCUCUGAACUGGCUGUGGCACGCGGUGCACUUGGUCGUUUUGCUGGUGACCAGGUGAUGAAGCUCGUCAAGGGGUUCCGUGAAUACGAAAUAUAG
Phytophthora infestans T30-4 is the source of this 1354-nucleotide messenger RNA. Its product is annotated as 2,3-bisphosphoglycerate-independent phosphoglycerate mutase, putative. The transcript has 4 exons. Bases 17 to 1354 code for a protein of 445 amino acids. The record is from RefSeq and is a predicted model, not a curated record. NCBI's taxonomy places the organism in Eukaryota, Oomycota, Peronosporomycetes, Peronosporales, Peronosporaceae. Gene Ontology annotation, molecular function: metal ion binding.